This is a messenger RNA of Fusarium sp. VM40, 1671 nucleotides long. Lineage: Eukaryota; Fungi; Ascomycota; Sordariomycetes; Hypocreales; Nectriaceae. The record is from the annotation of a GenBank genome assembly.
AUGACUCAAGUGACGCCUGCAAUGCUGAGCGCUCGCGCCUCGUCGCUCUCACUCCGCCAGCAGGCGCUAUCAUCGUCUUCGACCCUCAACAACAUUGCGAUUGCCGAAAAAGCCGAGACUAAACGAUCCAAGAAUUUCAUCCUCUCAGAUAUGAAGGGUCGCGAUACAAGAGACAACCGCGUGUGCGCAUCUUGCAUCUCCAAGCUUGCGCCUGACGAGGUCGGUCAAGUCAACUGGCACCUCGAGGACGGCCAGUCUUGCCGUCUGUGCCAGAUCGAGAAGCUCGAACCUGAGGCUUUCACAAAACCUUUCACCGACUUUCUUCAAGAGAACCCCACCAUCUUUCACACUGUCGAUUAUUUCGAGAACAAACUCAAGGAGCUUGGCUACGAGCAGCUCUCUCCACGCGACAACUGGGAGGGCAAGAUCAAAACUGGUGGCAAGUACUGGGUCACUCGAAAUGCUAGCUCUCUUAUCGCAUUCAAGGUUGGCAAAGCAUACAAGCCUGGACACGGUGUUGCCAUGAUUGGUGGUCACAUUGAUGCCCUUACCGCGAAGCUCAAGCCCGUGAGCACAAAGCCUGUGAAGGCCGGCUUCAUCGAACUCGGUGUCGCGCCCUAUGCUGGAGCCUUGAACUCAACAUGGUGGGACCGCGAUCUGAGUAUUGGUGGUCGGGUGAUUGUGAGAGACGAGGAGACUGGCAAAAACAUCACCAAGCUGGUCAAGUUGGACUGGCCCAUCGCUAGAAUUCCUACCCUUGCGCCUCAUUUUGGAGUCGGUAUGUUGGGAAACAACAAUGCCGAGACUCAAGCUGUCCCUAUCAUCGGCCUGGAAAGCUCGCAGCGUCCGUCCACUGGAGCCCUGGGCCCCGCUGGCUCUUUCGUCAACACCCAACCUCCUCGAUUGGUUGAGCUCAUUGCUAAUGAGCUUAAGAUUCAGUCUUACGGAUCAAUUGUCAACUGGGAAUUGGAGCUUUAUGAUUCUCAGCCUCCGCAAACUGGUGGCAUGGACAGGGAGUUUAUCUUUGCUGGUCGUAUCGAUGACAAACUCUGCUCAUGGGCUGCUCUGACCGCGCUCCUUGCCUCCACCGACAACAGCGACGAGGGCGGAAUCAAGCUCGUCGCCUUGUUCGAUGAUGAGGAGAUUGGUUCUCUUCUCCGCCAAGGCGCCAGGGGUAACUUCCUCCCCACUGUCAUCGAACGAACUGUCGAGGCCCUCAGCCCCGACACAUACGGACCCGGCUUGAAGGGACAAACAUAUUCAGCUUCGUUCUUGGCCUCCGCGGAUGUGACUCAGGGAGGAUCGCCAAACUUCCUUGAGAAGUACCUCCCUGAGCAUGUUCCCGAGCUCAAUGUCGGUAUCGCCAUCACCUACGAUUCAAACGGUCACAUGACCACAGACAGCGUUUCCGCUGCUAUCAUGGAGCGUGCAGCCGAGCUUGGUGGGUGCCGCACGCAGAAAUUCCAGAUCCGAAACGACUCUCGUAGCGGCGGUACCAUUGGACCUGCUCUGUCGAGCAUGAUGGGUGUCAGGGCAGCUGAUGUUGGUCUUCCCCAACUCAGCAUGCACUCCAUCCGUGCCACCACCGGCUCGCUGGACCCUGGCCUGGGAGUCAAGUUCUUCAAGAGCUUCCUCGAUAACUGGGAGAAGAUCGAUGCUGAGUGGAACUAG